Stylophora pistillata is the source of this 4887-nucleotide messenger RNA. RefSeq lists its product as uncharacterized. Lineage: Eukaryota; Metazoa; Cnidaria; Anthozoa; Scleractinia; Pocilloporidae. Gene Ontology annotation, biological process: positive regulation of kinase activity; cell surface receptor protein tyrosine kinase signaling pathway; multicellular organism development. Gene Ontology annotation, cellular component: plasma membrane; signaling receptor complex. The record is from RefSeq and is a predicted model, not a curated record. Gene Ontology annotation, molecular function: transmembrane receptor protein tyrosine kinase activity; ATP binding.
UAUUAAAAAAUUGGUAAUAAAAUUGUAGAACGACUAUUAGCGAGUAAACACGCCAACUUGUUAUUUGUUUCGGAGAUCCGCUUUAAAAUUAGUUCCCAAAACGUGUUUCAUGAAUUUGGUUGAAGUACUGUAUAUGUAUACUUGUUUCGUUGUGAUAUCUUUUUUCGAGAAUGAUCUUACAGUCCGGCUUUGAAAUCAAAACGCGUUCACACUCCAACAAUUUGAGGGAAUACAACAUCCGUUUGAGUUAUUAUUCGAGAAUGGGAAGUUCGAUGUUAUUGGAGUGGACUUCCAUCUUCAGCCAAUGCUCGAAAUGGCGAUGACCGCAUAAGCUGUAUCACUGACUAAUCCAUCACCCACGUGAUUAAAGUACAAACUUGUUUUGCCUGAAAGUUGUUGACUCAGUUGUUUCAUUAGCACAAAACGCGCGAAACGAUGACAGGUUCUUUUGUUUUCGAAGCACGUACAGCGAUCGAUUUCCAAUCGAUACCUGCGAGUUAUUGGACCACGGGAUCGUGACGUCAAACCUUGCCCCACCAAGGAGAGCAACUACAAUCACCCAACUUGGAUUUCAGUAGUGCGUCAUCGGAGUUCAUGUUUUGAAAUUUGGUACGGUAUUAGAAGGUGCAGAAUACCCACCCAGACAUGUUCAAAUUAGUCCUGGAGCAUGCUACAUCAUCCGAAAUUUAGGGGAAAGGUUACUUAAAAGAUUAAAGCGUGUACUUGAUGCGUAACUUGUGAGGUUUCUUCGCUCGUGAAAAUGUACACAAUCUGGUUUGAGGGUCAUCGAUCUACAACGUGGUCGUACUUGGUUGUCCUUUUGUUGAUUUGCUCCGUUCUACAGCAAGCGACAGCUCAGGUGCAUUUGUUUAUCACAAAGGAGGAUGCCAUGACACAUCUGAAAAUGAACUUCCAAGGAAAAUUGUAUCUCAUUCACAAGGGAGAGCCAACUACCAUGGUGCAGGAUACUGGUGCAUUUUAUCGUUUUAUGUCACCGAUAGAUUCGUCCGUUUCAACGAUUCAGCUAAGCUGGUUUUCAAAUCCGCAGGUUUCUCAUUACAGCAUGAGUUUCAAAUCAAGUGAUCAUAGUAUAAUGCCUGAUCCCGUAGCAGCCAUUCCUUUAGAAGGAAUAGUUCCACAUGCUGAAAAAGCCUUUCAGGUUUCCUUCUAUUGUCCUGGUACUAGGAAGGGAGAAGUUGACAUGACAUUUGCCCUCAACUACAGCAAAAUCAUUUCAAGUGCGGUGGUGACCAAGGAGAUCAAAACAUUUAUGCUUGUAGUCAGAAGACGUUGUGAAAAAACAGUAGUAGUUACAGGUGGCAGUGAUAAUUUCACUGAACAAGUAACGUCCUCACCAUGGUCACGCAGUAAAGUUGUGGGACUCUGUGCUGGUUUGACGAUUGUUACCGUAUUAGUUGUUGGGCUGGCGUUACUGUGCCGUUAUAUUAUGAGACAGAGGAAGCUGAAGAUGGAGUUCGAAGAUGAUGUGGAAAUGUACCGCAGUGGUAGCAGCUCAUCCAAGAUUUACAAAAAGGAAGAGCAAAAGGAAGAAGUUGAUGAAACAGUGGAUUCCUCAAAGCCAGGGCUGUUUUACAGCCCACCAAGGCCUAAAUAUCCACCUGCUGGGGGAGGAGGACGGGGUCGGGCUAAUACUAGUGGCAGUGACUCCUCAACAACUGAUCUGAUAAUUCCUGAGGAAAGUAGUGAUACCUGCAUUCAAAAGCAAUCAGAGGGAAGGAAUAGCGCUAGAGAUGCCAGACAAGGAGCAAGACAUAAACAUCGACGACAUGAGCGACAAUGGAAACAUGGAAGUUUGUCUAAUACAAAAUACACCUGGAUACAAGAGAGACCUUUGUCAUCUUUUCAGGAAACAGAAUCUUUAUUGGAGAGAAGAAAUACUCCUGAUGAAACUCAAAAUACUGAAGGACUCUUGACAGUCUUAAAUGAAUUUUGGGUGACAGAACUUGCAGAUGUUUUGAUACCACGAGACCAAGUGUCAGUAGGAGAUCCUUUAUAUAGAGGAACAUUUGGAUGUUUGUACAAAGGCUCCGUGCGAGGAUUAAAUGAGGAGCAACCUCGCAAGAAAAUGGAAGUGUUCAUCAAAGCACUUCAAGAUGAAGCAGACAUGGACACUAUUACAUCUUUUAUGCAGGAAGCUAUGGUCAUAAAAGGCUUCGAGCAUCCAAAUGUGGUGGAACUUGUGGGUGUGGUUCUUCAACGUUCUACACCACCUUACAUUGUAACUCCCCUAACAAGAAAUGGAGACCUGGGACACUUUUUGAAGAUUUCAAGAGCAACAUCUGCCAGAGUACAGACAAUUACCUCACGCCAACUUAUCAAAUUUGGAAUUGAGCUCUGCAAAGGAAUGGAUUAUAUCACUCAGAAAAAGAUUGUUCACAGAAAUCUUGCAGCAAAGAACUGCAUUGUCAAUGAUGAUUUGAGUAUAAAGAUCACUGACUUCAGUCUGGCCAGAGAUGUGAACACAACCAAUCUGAAUGACAAAGGAAUACGGUCUAGACUACUUGUUAAAUGGACAGCGCUUGAAGGUUUAGCAGAGGCAGGUCAAUUUUCAGAAAAAAGUGAUGUGUGGUCAUUUGGAGUUGUUCUAUGGGAGCUUGUAACUCUUGCUAAGGCACCAUAUCAAGCUAUUGACAAUUCAAAAAUGCAGCAGCAUCUGCAAGCUGGACACAGACUACCUCAACCAAAUAACUGUCCAUAUGACUUAUAUUUCUUCAUGACGAGCUGCUGGGAAUCCAGUCCAAAUGCAAGACCAACAUUUAGUUUGUUAUUAAAGCAGUUGGAACACUACUCCACAAAGCUGCAGCAAAAUGGAUUCAAGUUUGAGUAUCUGCCAGAGUCUGACUGUUAAUGAAGGGAAAUUUCUAGCUGUUCAGGGCAUAUUGUUAUUACUCAAAUAUAUAAUUUUUGUAUUCAUCAUUGUACCAUAGGAAAAUAAUAAUUUUUGUACAUUGUAUAGAUUUAUCAAAUGAUAGCCGUUUAAAAUUCAUGUAGCCUUUAAUUGAGGUAUGUUUAAAGCGGGGCAUAUAAAGAUUCUUUGGUUGUAUUAUAAAAGGAGGGUCAGUUGUUUAAAGAUAUUAAGGUACUAUUUAUUAUUGAAGGUGAAGUUUACUAUGUAUGUCUGUUAAAUUUUGCUUUUGAAAACACAAGCAUACGGGAAGACUUCCAUUUUACAAAGUGUAGGUUAUGGGUCAGUAUUUUCGUAUGAUUUUUUUCAGUGUUGGUCAUAGCUCUUUUCUAUUCUAAUGUUGUGUAAUGAUUGUGAAAUUAAAAUCCAUUUUUCAUUAAGGACGUUGUAGUUUCGGGAGGAAGCCCCUGUCAACAGGAUCAUAAUCUCCUAGAGAUGGAUCACAAUUUUGGAUUGUAAAGCUGUUCUUCAAAUGGAACACCUUGUAUUUUUCAUUGUGAUUCACUACUAUCUAGCUGCCAUAAAAUUCUAUGCAUUUUUUUUUUUUUUUUUGUUGCUGUCUGGUAACGUUGUCGUUUUUCCUGAGUAACAUUUUAGUGUUUUGUUGUAACCGUCAUUGGUGGCAUUCAACGUUGGAUUUCGGUGUUCACAUGCAAGUCAUUAUGUAAAUAGUCACAGUUCCUACCCAGAUUUUUCUUGGAAAUAUUUUAUAUUCAAGUUAUGCUGUGUUCAUCUUGUUUGUUGAAAAUCAACAUUGGCAUAUGUAUUAUAUAGUUUUGCCCCCACUCUUAAUGUUACUUCGUGGAUGCUAUUCAUUAGAAAACACUAUGUAUGUUGUUUGGUAAACCAUAUUCGUAUUAAUAGUAUCACAACAACUUUUAAAUUAAUUCAUAACACCUAAACAAAUUUGUUGCCUUCAGACCCUCAAAAGCUUACACUAUGAAUUGUUAUUUACUUAGUAAUAAAGAGGUAUUUUUCUACUAAGUUUAAAAAAAUAUGCCACUGCGUGAUUUACUUUAAAAACUUCUAAUUUGCUAAAGAAUGUGUGCUUUAGUGGGUAUUGAAUGUAUUCAAAAAGAGUAGCACCUGUCCUCAUACAAAACACGGGAUAAUUUUAGGACAACUUAAAAUUAUUUUGUGAAUAAGUUCAGUGUUUGCAGAGGUUUGAAAGAUGUUUACUAUGCUUUCCAAUGAAAUAUAUAGUUAGCAAAUUCUGCAACAUGCUCUUUUGAACAUCUAGCACAGUAAAAUUUUCAAUGUAAUUUAUUAUGCAACAAUGAUUAUGGUGAUGCUAGGUUUGGAUCACAUUUGAGAAUUAGCAGUAACAAGCUACUGCAAAUGUUAGUCUGUAAAUAGUUGCGAAUUUGAAAUAUUUGAAGUACCAUCACAUAUGGUACAUUCUUUGAAGGUGAAGUACAGUUGAUAUUAAAUCUUGCCCAUCUGUAGCCUCGUGUUGCUUUUGUGCAAGACAAGCACACAAUUACAAGUUCUCCAUAUAUUAGUUGUUAAGUACUAGUUGUAGUUUACAAAUGUGUUCUUUUGGUUCAUGUUCAGAUCUGUACAAUGUAACGUUAGGUUUUUUUGACGGGAUAUGUUUAAUGGUACAUCUCGAAAGUAUUACAGAAUGAACGCAUUUUUCUUCAGCAUAUCGCAUGUGUGGCUUUUCUUUAGAAGUUAACCUCGUAACACGAUUUUUAAUAGUGUUUGCUAAUUGUGACACGACAUUGUUGUGUAGAAGCGUUGUCAAGGAGCCAAGGUUGAGCCGCUUGCUUUAAACAUACCUUAGAACGAAGAUGUGUAGAUACACUAUUAAUAAAAUGUUUUGUAAAGAAAUAUACAUAUACCACGUUAAAAAUAAUUGCCAAAAAUAUAUUUGAUGUGAAUAGUGAUUUUAAUGUAAUCAUUUCAUUGAAUAUGAAUGGUUUAACCUUCUGGCAAUAAAUGUGUAAUUUAGAAUUCCU